AUGGGUGUCCGCCACGCCCGGAAGGCAUUGGCCGCCCCUUUGCGCCAGGCCUGUCUUCGCGCUCUUUCUACGCAGCCCACCUCGACAGGAGUACCCGAUCUCACGGAACCGACCCUCCAGUCUCCCAAUGCCAAUCCGCAACCUCCUCCCUCCAUAUUCAACUCCAAGAUCCGCGCCCCCGCGCGCCGGAAGAAGCCCGUAGCACCCGAUAACACCGUUGCGAACUACGAGAUGGCGCAGGAACUCAGGUCCCAAAUCGGCAAGGUGGGCACCAAAGUCCAGCGCACGUAUAGACCAGCAGACGUCUUCCUAAACCCCCCCGGACCAAAGGACGUUACGCUGGAGCUUCUCAUGGCGUCGCAGGCGCACAUGGGACACCACGCGUCGCUGUGGAAUCCCGCCAACGCGCGGUACAUCUACGGCAUCCGGCAGGGCAUCCACAUCAUCUCCUUGGAGGAGACGGCGGCGCAUCUACGGCGGGCGGCACGCGUGGUAGAAGAAAUCGCGUACCGCGGGGGUCUGAUCCUGUUCGUAGGCACGCGGCCCGGGCAGACGCAAAUCGUAACGCAGGCGGCCCGGUUGGCACGCGCGUGCCACCUCUUUACGAAAUGGACGCCCGGGUCCAUUACGAACUCCGAGGUCAUUCUGAACGGCAUGCCCAUCCAGAUGCUGGACGAGCACGACGAGCCUGUCGAGGGGUUCAACCGCCAUCUCACCGAGCGACGGCCCCUGAUCCCGGACCUGGUCGUGUGUCUGAACCCUAUAGAGAACUACGUCCUGCUGCACGAGUGCGCGCUGGUUAAUGUGCCUACGAUUGGAGUUAUCGAUACGAAUGCGGAGCCCACGUGGGUUACGUACGCUAUCCCGGCGAAUGAUGACAGUCUGAGAUGCUUAGCCGUCAUCGGCAGCGUGCUAGGACGGGCCGGCGAGGCGGGCCACGAGCGGCGUAUCAGCGACGCGAAGAAAGGCAUAGUAGCGUGGAAAACUCCGUUAGAUGUCGCCAAGUUCAUGGAGCAGGAGAGGGAGAGAGCUGCGCUCGAGUCCGCUUCGGCUGCCGAGGCGGCGCGGGGACGUGCUUAUCUCUCCGAGGAGGCCGAGGUUGGCUUUGGUACUGGAUUUCAGCAGAGUCGUUCGACCGGGGCGAGGUCAGACCCGGACCUAGAUUGA
Messenger RNA from Daldinia vernicosa, 1167 nucleotides. Its product is annotated as ribosomal protein S2. The coding region runs from base 1 to 1167 and encodes 388 amino acids. Gene Ontology annotation, molecular function: structural constituent of ribosome. The transcript is spliced from 2 exons. Gene Ontology annotation, cellular component: mitochondrial small ribosomal subunit; ribosome. Lineage: Eukaryota; Fungi; Ascomycota; Sordariomycetes; Xylariales; Hypoxylaceae. The record is from RefSeq and is a predicted model, not a curated record. Gene Ontology annotation, biological process: translation.